Molecule: messenger RNA, 1676 nt
Organism: Brassica napus (rape)
Lineage: Eukaryota; Viridiplantae; Streptophyta; Magnoliopsida; Brassicales; Brassicaceae
Source: RefSeq, a predicted model, not a curated record
CCCCCCCCCCCCCCGAGCCGGAGGGUGCUUGUGGGGGGGUGUGCCACGACGAAACAAGGGAAUGAAAGGCCGCUUUGCAUUGCAUGCUCCUAACGCUCCCCACAAUGAUGGCUCUGUUGUCUUGGGGAGCGUUGAAGCUUGCUUCUUCUCUAGGGUUUUCUUGGCCAUCAAUACGACGACAUGUCCUUAAUAGAACCGAUCUGACUCUCUGAACAAUCGGAAUUUCAUACUUCUGUCGGAUCUUCCCUAUCUCCUGAUCGAGCUUGUGUAGGUAGAUGUUGCCAGGUAGGGCCCAUAGUAGUACACUGUGUGGGAUGGAGUACGGGCCCCUCUCAACUCCAACGAGUCGUCCGGCGGAAAAGACUUUAUGAAUGGAGUAAAAGAACUUGGGAUCGUCGAUCUCUUCCUUCAAAAUUUGGAUUAGUCAAUGUCGAUCGAUUGUGUGAAAACACUUCCUGAUGUCGAAUUCUAAAAACCAGCGAGAGAUUCACCACUCUUCUUUGAUCCGUCUUAGGACCGAGUGGCAGCCUUGACCCAAGCAGAAAUGCGAUGUGUCAGGAAACUCGGGAUCGUAAAUGGAUUCGAGUACCAUUCUGAUCGCCUCUUUCAUGAUCUUUUCUAUAGGUAGAACUACUGUGAGCGGUCUAAACUUCCACCCUUCUUUCUUUCUUCAUAUUGUAAAGGGGGGAAAAGCUCGUUUUUUGCUCUCCUUUUUGAUUAUCAAGGGAGGAACCCGUCGUUUCAGUGACUCAUAGGGCUUCCCUCAGUUCAGUCUUUUUGGUUCUUGAAAAUGGUCGCCACCUCUCUUCUUAUUUCAGUCGAGUUGCUAAAGCACCUCUCCCAGGACCGGAAUGAUUAUCCAUGCCCGAUGGGUCUACAUCCAUCCCUGAAUGUCGUCGGGUACUGUUCACUUCCCCGCCAUUCUUGUAACUGUCACUUGUAAUCCGCGCAGGUGUGUCCGCACCCCCCUGAGUGGACGAGAAAGAAAGGAUUUCUCGGAGCAACAGUCUAGGUUCCAGACCCAGGAGUCAACUUUCCCGUAUGAGCAUUCGAUAGGUCGUCUGAGGGUUCGCCGCGGUUCAUUGCUGUGCUUACACACAAGGCUACCCUUCUCCGAAAGCUACGCAGGACCACCUACCACUAAUCUUCGGCCAUAGGGGUUUAUUGCACAAAUGCUGGGACGCAGGCUCCCGAAGAGGGAAGCCCAACGAAUGUCAGAUGCAAAGUUCCGCACCUCAUUAAGAUCAUAUUGGCAUACUCUCCCAAAAAAAAAAAAGCAGACCCCAUUGAAGACGAGAGCAGGGAUUUCCUCCAAGGCCAUUUCUGUCCACCGCCCUUCUCACGGAACCGUACGUGGACGUUACCGCUCAUACAACUCCCAGCCAGCAAGAGUUAGCCUUCCUCUACAAGAAAUGGAAAUGUGGAUGAAUUGAAUGAAAUCGAGGAAUUUGGUUUUUCUUUUCAGACAUGAUAAAGUGGAUCAGGACGAGAAUGAAUCCGGGAAUCCAGGGCAUACUCAUCCUGGAGCUUCCGCUCUCCUCUGGGAAGGGCUUUUUUAUGGAUUGAGAGAUGAGGAGAGGUAUUUCUUACUCGACUAAAAGGAGAGGGUAGCCUCCCGUAAAAUAAGAAAGUAUGAAAAACUGGAUUAAGAGACGAAAAUUCUUCAAAGAAAGCCA